AUGGAAGAUAUUAUUAAAGAAGCUGAUAAGUUAGUUGCACAAGGUCAAUUUCACAAAGUUUAUCAUUAUCUCAAAGCUUCAUUGAAAAAUUACGAUGAUGUUGAAUUAUUAUGGAGAUUUGCUCAAGCAUGUUAUCUUUGUGUUUAUUAUGUCACAAAUAAACCAAGUAAAGCAUUCUGUGAAACAUAUUUCUCAGAGGGGAUGAAUGCAGCUAAAAAGGCUAUGGAGAAAAACCCUAAUCAUGCUAAUUCCUUAACGUGGUAUGGUAUCUUAUGGGAUGAACACAGUAAUUUGAAAGGUUUCUCAGAAAGAUUCAAGAAUGUCUCACAGUUAUAUGACAUAUGGAUUAAAUCACAAAAACUUGAUCCGAAUAACUUUUUAACUGAGGGUAGUUUAGGCAUAUGGUAUUUUAUUAUGACAGAUGUAUACAGUACAAAACCAGAACUUUUUAAAGGUACAAAGUAUACUGGGAAGGAAUUCUCUUAUGAAUUGGCAUUAAAACAUAUGCUGAAAUGUGAAGAAUUGGCUCCUAUGAGAUCUGUAAUAACACUGGCACAUUUGGCUAAAUGUUAUGCACGACUAGGAGAAAAAGACAAAGCGAAAGAUUAUGCUCUUAAAGUACUUAAUUAUCCUGCACAUCAUGUCGAAGCCGAUGAGGCUAGGAAAGAAGUUGAGGAAUUAUUUCAAACACUUAAAUGA
Messenger RNA from Schistosoma curassoni, 699 nucleotides. Lineage: Eukaryota; Metazoa; Platyhelminthes; Trematoda; Strigeidida; Schistosomatidae. The record is from the annotation of a GenBank genome assembly.